This is a messenger RNA of Fopius arisanus, 1499 nucleotides long. Its product is annotated as zinc finger C4H2 domain-containing protein. The coding region runs from base 515 to 1267 and encodes 250 amino acids. Gene Ontology annotation, biological process: positive regulation of neuron differentiation. The record is from RefSeq and is a predicted model, not a curated record. Lineage: Eukaryota; Metazoa; Arthropoda; Insecta; Hymenoptera; Braconidae. Gene Ontology annotation, cellular component: nucleus. The transcript has 5 exons.
CGAAUUUUAUGGCAGCACUGCUUUAUCGACACCUCCAGUGUUGUCAGGUGUCUGCCAACAUGGAGAAUCGAGUCUAGAGUAUUUUCAUGGUCCUAGGGGAAUACAAGCCACGAAGAAGGGCGAGAAGGGGAGAAGGGGGUGGUUGCAGCCGAUAGUUGCGUCUGGUCCACAGCUCAGAUGCUGCACAAAGGCGUUCACUUGAAAAAUCUUUAAAAAAAGCCCUGCCCCUGUAAAUUAAACCCCUCCAGUGAUCAUUCCCCACGAAAACCUGAAACGAAAAUCUGGUAGUGCUCACAGUGACGAUUAAAUCGUGUGCAUCAGCCCUUCCAUUGCAUUUUUAUGAGAUGAAUCUCAGUGAAUAUCAUCGCAUCAAUAAAAUAUCACGGUGCCACUGAAAGUUAUUCUUCCCUUUGAAUUUUUCCCCUGCUCUGUUAUCACUGACAACAAUCGACCGCUCGAUUUUUUGAAUAUUAAUGCACCUGUGGGAAUAAUAACAGAGAAAAAAACAGUUAAAAUGUCGGCGGAUACUACAGUGAUUUUUGCCAAGCUGGAGGCACUCAAGGAUAUAAGAUCAAAGACAUUGCAAUUAGAGAAGAUGAAGCAGAGAAUAAUUCAGGAGGUUGAGCAAACCGAGCACGAGGACAAGUGCCUGAUGGAUUACAAACAAGAGAUGGAGUUGCUCAUGCAGGAGAAAAUGGCACACGUUGAGGAACUGCGUCAAAUUCAUGCUGACAUUCAUACCAUGGAGUCUGUCAUAAAACAAGCGGAAGAGGCGAGAACCCGUGCCAGGGAGCACGCUAAAAUACUCCACAAUAACGAAUAUCAACCGCUGAAACAUGACAUUGAUAGAAUGCGUAGGGAAUAUUUGGGCCUUGAGAGACUGCCAGAACUUUACGAGACUGAGACUGAUUUAAUAUCACCGGACUAUUUUGAUCGACCAAUGCAGAAGGCUGAGUGGAGGGUGGAGGUUCGUGGGGAUGAUUUAAUGCAGCCACUGGGAUUGCAUGGCCAUCCUGGACAUCCAGGUGCAUCAACACCAUUUUUAGCUCCUCAACCUCUCCAGGGGCCCAGCAAAUCCGAGCCCAGGCCUCUGCCACCUGCCACAGGCCCCCCUGCUCCCACAUUCAGGUACCACUGGCAACAACCGCCACCCAUGAAGUCCUGUUUAUCCUGUCAUCAGCAGAUUCACAGGAAUGCACCCAUUUGUCCUCUCUGCAAGGCCAAGUCUCGAUCUCGUAAUCCCAAGAAACCGAAGAAAAAGGAUUGAGCGAGGAAUUAAUUUUUUACUGCUGGAAAUUCUCUUUUUUUUUGAGUAUUAUUUCCUGGGUUUCACUAUUGUAAUCAAUUUGUAGAAUUUUUCAUUAACAAUAGGGCAAUUAAUCGUGUAUUCACGGUUUAAUAUUUACAGCCAGUAUGUUUCUAGGGAACAUAAUCAAUUUUUUACCGUCUGAUUUGUAUUACUCAUAAGCAUGUACUCCUCGUUUUUUAAAUAAACGAAA